Messenger RNA from Guillardia theta CCMP2712, 1596 nucleotides. RefSeq lists its product as hypothetical. The transcript has 13 exons. The coding region runs from base 1 to 1596 and encodes 531 amino acids. The record is from RefSeq and is a predicted model, not a curated record. Gene Ontology annotation, molecular function: DNA replication origin binding; single-stranded DNA binding. Gene Ontology annotation, biological process: DNA replication initiation. Gene Ontology annotation, cellular component: replication fork protection complex. Lineage: Eukaryota; Cryptophyceae; Pyrenomonadales; Geminigeraceae.
AUGUCUAAUUUGUUGAAUGAGCUUGAGGAUGAUGGUGGGCGGACAGAAAUACCUCAGCAGUCAAAUCCAGAUACUCCCUUUAAUUCCUCUCUUUCUGAGAAACUUCGAUCUCUUCAACAAGACAAUAUCGAAAAUGUUGUCAAAGUAAACCACCAUCCCAAGGCUGUGCGGAUCAUCCCAAAGAAUAUUACCAACACAAGCGCUGUAAAGUCCUCGACACAGAGGAAGCCCGAUAAAGAAAUUUCAGUCAGUACAGGCGACAUCACAUGUCCACACAGUGGAUUCCGGAUUAAGAAUUUGAGAAUCUCAAAUGAAGAACUUAUGGAUACAAGCAAGGGAGGCGAAUACUUUCCAUUGAAGAGUAUUGGAUCAUUAAGCAACUUUGCGAAUAAAUUCACCGUAGGAGUGAUGACUUCAUGCAGUCGCGUCUUGAAGUCUAAAAUAGGAGGACAAUACUUGAUCUGGAAUCUGAGCGACCUGAAUGGGCAUGAUCUGACGAUUUUUCUCUUCCAAGAUGCUUACGAAAAACAUUGGAAAGAAACUGUUGGAACCGUUCUCUUAAUCAGAAAUGCUAAGAUCUUCGAAGCUGACCCUUCCAGCCGAAAAUCUUCAGAUUCUGACUCAUCGGUUCCUAAGGUCAAGGUGGAAAAUUCGAGGCAACUCCUGAUUCUAGGCAGAUCUCGAGACUUUGCACGAUGCAAGCACUACAAGCAAGUUCUUUAUGAUCAGGCCCUAAAUCGUCAAGCUCCAACUUUUUCGGAUUCGGACAUCGAGGACACAGAUUGGAAUGACUUGAACGAUCUAGAGUCAAUGGCACGCCAAACAGCUGGACUGAAUGAAUCAGAAUCGGUCAAAACUCUUUCGAAAGACCAGAAUGCAAUGGAAUCAGACACGAAUGAGUCAUCGUUCCAACGUGACAUGAUCUCAAACUCAACACCUCCCGAAUCAAAUCCAAAUUUUCAACAAGCCCAACCAGAAAAUCAAUUAGAUGGAGAAGUAGCUGAUGCAGUGCAUGGUCAACUCGACGAAUAUCAGGAGGAAAGCGAAAUGGUUGAGUUGAUUCAAGACGAUGACUGCAUCAUUAUGGAUGAUUCCUUCAGCACAUGCACACCGGCAAAUUCUGACGACAAAGUGAAAGAAACCCAUCACAUCCAAGACACUCUUGAGGACAAAGAUGAAGAUGUUAUCAUAUUGCAGGCUGAGGGUGAUUUCACUGAUGAUUUGCCUCACUUGAGAGAAUCGUGUCCCAGACAUCCGUUCAAUACGAAGCAAGCGAUGCAUGCAUGCAAAAAUUGCUUCUGUAUGGUAUGUGACAUCAACUGGUCAGAGUGCAAGAAGUGGUCUACACAUUGCAAAGCGAAGUUUGGUGAUCCAAAAUGGAUAGCUGAGAGGAACAAAGCAAAGUGCGGGUUUGAUGACAAAACCAUCAAAAAGCACCUCAAGGACAUCUUUGAUUCGAUAGAAGAUUUUUCAAAGGCGACGAAACGAUCGAUCCGGCAAGAACUAGAAAAACGGUUAGGUGCUGAGGAAGGGAGAUUGGAAUGCCGGAAGAACGAGAUUUCAGAAUGGAUCAUGGAACACUUGGAUAGAUUGUGA